Messenger RNA from Fonsecaea erecta, 990 nucleotides. RefSeq lists its product as hypothetical. NCBI's taxonomy places the organism in Eukaryota, Fungi, Ascomycota, Eurotiomycetes, Chaetothyriales, Herpotrichiellaceae. The transcript is spliced from 2 exons. Bases 1 to 990 code for a protein of 329 amino acids. The record is from RefSeq and is a predicted model, not a curated record. Gene Ontology annotation, molecular function: metallopeptidase activity.
AUGAGUUUCCAGGCUUUGGCACGAGUGGUGCCCACACUUCUUCUGCUCCUUCUUUUCAACUUGGAUCUGAUCUCCGCAGCACCUCCAGUCUUCGCCUAUCCCCCAGGCACGGUGCAGAAUGCGAAGCGGAAUGUCACGCAGGCGUUCAAAGACGCGAUGACGCUUGCAAAGGUCGUCACCAUAACAGCCACCGACUGUGAUCCGGCAUUUCUGCGGUAUUUCCAGCCCCAAGACUACACGUUCGUGCAGCGGAUGUUCCGCACGAUCGCCAACAUCGACCUGUUCAUGGACAUCAACGCGCAGGACAUCCCGCAGCUGCUCUCGUCGUCCAACUCGGCGGCGGCGUGGAAUCCGGACUUCGUCGCCCUGUGCAUCGCGUACGGCGACAACCCGUUCAACCCGGCCGGCAACGGUGGCCGCUCGUGCGUCGGCGGCGACAACGCCUACACCAUCUACGACCCCGGGCCGACCGCGCGCUUCUCGGGCCUGAUGUCCCUGUGCCCGGGGUCGGGGCUGUUCCAGUACCGGCUGUCGCUGCGCGACACGGAGAGCCCGCCAGCGUGGGGACGGGUGGGCGGCGACCCCAACGGCGCCCCCUUGGCCGGGUUCGGGUGCGACGGGCUCGGCGACCGCGACACGGCGUACAUGAAGGUGAUCGGGUCGACGGUGCUGCACGAGCUGUUUCACUGGCCGUGGAUGUUCCUGAGCGUGCCGGACUACGCGACCGCCAUCCCGGACCACGACCACCGCAUCUGGGACUACGACGGGCCGUGGGUGUCGGGCGCCUAUGGGCCCUGGAACGCCCUGCGCAUCAACCAGCUCCCUGCCGACCCGCGCUCCGGCAUGUCCCAGUCCCUCCAGAACGCCGACAAUUACGUGUGGUACGCCCUCUCCCGCUACUGGUCCUUUCGCUGCGGCAAGGUCUUUGGGCCGGCCCUGUCGGCGGACGACAACUACAAUCUCGCCUCGAGGCAGAGGGGGCCGGGGUGA